Molecule: messenger RNA, 3869 nt
Organism: Hydractinia symbiolongicarpus
Lineage: Eukaryota; Metazoa; Cnidaria; Hydrozoa; Anthoathecata; Hydractiniidae
Exons: 2
Coding region: 100-3366 (1088 amino acids)
Source: RefSeq, a predicted model, not a curated record
GUACACAAUGAAUCUAUUUUUAUGAUGGACCGCCUUUAAAACAAGUCUUGUUACAACUAGCUGUUUGAAAAACUGGUUGGAGAAAAAUCCAGUUUGAACAUGUUACUGUAUUACAUUCUCUUCAUAAUUUGUCAAAAAAAGCUAGCCUAUGCUGAUGUUUUCAUUUCACAACAAAAUGGAAAAGAUGACGCGUCGUGUGGAACAUUACUCUUGCCUUGCAUGUCCCUCCAAUAUGCUUUUACCAACAAAGUAAAAUCAACUGAAUCCAUCAAGUUGGAUAGUGGGAGCACGAACCCAUAUGUAUAUGUUGUCGACAAAUCAAUUCAUGGCCCAAAUGAUAUUUCCGUCACAAGUUACCAAAGCAAUUACUUUCGUCCUGUUAUAUUUAUGUUAAAUAAAGAAACAUUGGAAAAUCAUUUAUUUGUAGCCGAUGGAAAAAAUCAAAUGAGACUCCAUGUUCAAAACAUUGACUUUCGGAAUACACCUCUACUUACAUUUAACACAAGUUGCGAUGUUAUAAUUGUUAACUGCAGUUUUACAAACACACCAAGUGCUGUGUUACGUCGAGAUAAAACUACCACAAAGAGAAGUCGAGACACUGUUGUCAUUUAUAUAUCGUACAGUAACUUUAACCUCUCUAUGGCUAUGAUAAUUUGUUGUGUAAGAGAUAUUAAUGUGGUCCUAUACAAAUGCAUUCUCCAGGGAGAGAACAGUAAUGCGUUGUACAUCACAGAAAUUGCAAUAAAAGGUAUUGUUAAAAUUACGAAUUGUUGCAUUUCGACAUGGAAGGGUCCUGUGAUAAAUUUCGGAAACAAGUGUAUUUCAUCAAUUAAUAUCAGAAACACAUCAUUUUUAAAAACCAAUUUUGCUCCCUUAAAGUGGGGACUUUUCGUAUACAAGUGUUUAGAAGUGUUUAUUGAUAAAUCAACUUUUUCAAAUUAUCAAAAGUCCGCAGUUGUUAUAAUAAAAGUCAAAAAAGCUAAAAUUACGCAUUGCAAUUUCACAAAAAAUUAUGGUUUUUAUGGAGGUGCAAUUCGAAGCCGAAAAAGCAACUGCAUUAUCAACAAAUGUGUUUUUACUUUUAACACUGCAGACAUGGGUGGAGCUAUAUACAGUGCAGACAAACCAAACGCUUUCGUACAUGGAUUAACUAUCCGACAAUCUGUUUUUUACAACAACGCCGCUACUAUUGCCGGUGGAUCAGUAUACGCUGCGUCACGUUUUUUGGUACACGGAAUCUUAAUAGAGAACAGCCAGAUGCACUCAACAUCAACCAAUGAUUUUACCACAGGAUCUAUUAUCCGAUCCAGCAUAUCAAUAAAUUUAAUAAACGUGUCAAUCUCAAUUACUGGCCCGCUUGUAGACAUACCUAUACUUGAAAUUUUUAAUUUUGAAGAAAGUACGGCUAAAAUGCGCCAAAAAUUUCUUAAUGUGAGUAUAUCAUGCCCAAGAAAUUACGAAGCCAAUAAUUCAAUGACACCAAGAAGAGUCAUUUUUUCUCGAUGUUGGCGAUGUCCAAAAGGAAUGUACAGCAUGGAUAAAAGCAUUAUCACGUUUUCAGGAAGUUUCAAAGAAGUAAAUUUUACUACAAGGACAUCCAAUUUUACAUGCAUAACAUGCCCUCCAGGCGGGAGAUGUGACUCCAAAAUUAAAAGUCGAGGACAUUUUUGGGGAUAUGUUAAUAGAGAUAAUCAGAUACACUUUCUGCCGUGCCCUUCGUAUUACUGCUGUUCACGUCAAUGUGAAUCCUAUAAUGACUGCGGCAAACACAGAGAAGGGAUUUUAUGUGGCUUGUGCAAAAAAGGCUUUCGACUGAACUACUUCAGUGACAACUGUGUUAAGAGUGAUGGUUGUCAUAAGACAUCGUCAUGGUUAUUGUAUGCAUUGUAUAGUGCAUGUUACGUGAUUCUCUUGAUGUACUAUAAAAAAGUGUUUGCAUUUUUAAUGAUGGCUAUAUCAAAAUACUUUCCCAACGAGGACCAAAUUAUCUUGUUUUUUAAAAAGAAAUUAAUCUACCACAGGGUAGAAGAUCUUGAUUACAUUUUAUUCCAAGAAAGCGAAGAAAAAGAAGAAGAAGAAAAAGAAGAAGAAGAAAAAGAAGAAGAAAAAGAAGAAGAAGAAGAAGAAGAAAAAGAAGAAGUAAAGACGACGGAAAAGGUAAAAAACAAAACUGAAGAACCAAACAGCGAUAGUGAGAAUAAAUGCAUUGCUUCUGGCAUUAAGACCAUUCUGUAUUUUUUUUACCAAAUGGAAGUUUUGAUACACAUACCAGCCACAGAACAAGACAGUUACGGUUAUUUACAUCAACUUAAAACUACAAUCUCAAACAUAUUUAACCUUGAGUUAAUUCAAUUCCACAUAUCGAAAAUUUGUUUUGUUAAUAAUCUUGAUGCUGUUUCUAAACGAAUAAUCAAAAUAGGCAACGUGUUUAUGUUAUUCUUGAUGCUCGUUGUUGCUGUUGGCCUCAUUUUUUUCAUUCGUCAAAUAAAAAGAAAGACAAAAUCAAAGAGUUUCGAACAUUUUAGCCAGUGUCACGGUAUGGACAAAAUACGGAAUUGCUUUAUACAAAUUGUGUUACUUGGUUAUACUGGUGUGACCACAUUUUGUUUUAGCAUGCUCCGUUGUGUGGAAAUAAAUAAUCAGAAGCACUUGUUUAUCAAAGGUGAUGUUAUAUGUUACACAUGGUGGCAAUAUUGCAUUCUGCUCAUAAUACUGUUGUGGAUUUUACCAUUUGGAGUUUCAGUUUACCUUUCGAUAAAGAUGCUGCAAAUGAGAAAAUUAAACCUGAAAGGUUUUUACUUCUCUUUAGCUUUUCCACUUGCGUCUUUUUAUUACUACUUUCACAAUGUUUAUCGCCAGACCACGUUCAAUGUGAACAGAGAGGAAUUGAAAAAAAUACAGGACGUAUGUGAAAUGUUUACUGGUGCGUUUAGAUCGAACACAUUUGGUCAAAUAAAUUGGGAGUCAGUAGUAAUUGUUCGGCGAUUAUUGAUCGCCGCCAUUUGCAAUUUUGUGAUGAAUCCAGUUGCACGAAUGAUGUUAACGAUACCUUUGCUUUUAUUUUACCUUGUCCAUCAUCUUUACGUGUCGCCAUAUCGUAGCAAGUUUUUAAAUCACUUAGAAACUAUUUCGUUGUCGUUUUUGUUGAUAAUCAAUGUGGAGAACUUGUUUUUUGCUUUCCUUUACAUGAACGAUCAAUCAAGUGUACCUGGCAUCAAUGCAAUCACAAACAUUUGUGUUUGGAUUAAUUAUAUCAUUUUAACAGCACCAUUGCUAAUUUUUGUUGUAUUAGCUAUUGUUGCUGUUUUAAGAAUGAUUUGCGUCCUAAUAUGGAGAUGUGUUGACCUUAUGAAGAUAAACAUGUGACUGAGAAAUUGUUUGCUUAAAAACUGAUAAUUCUUUUUUGCACAUAUUCCAAGUGUCUUAACAUUUGACUUUUCAUAGUUAGGAACGUUUUUCACUUAUUUUUUUAUUUAACAACGAAAUUUUGGUGUUUUUCGCACAUUGAAGCAAACUUUAAGUUUUGAGACUGCUAACACUAAUAUACCUUUCUUUGUAUAAUAAUGUGGACCCUAUAUUGAUAGGAUUUAUAUCUGCAUUAGAUUCUUGAUAUAUAAUUUUGUCAACAACAUUGUUUGUCAACAACAACUGUUGAUCCGCAAAGAUUAAUUGACAUUGUAACUGAUAUCAUCGAAUGCAUCGUGGCUUAUUAUAUUAUCUAGUAAGUAGUUGUAUUUUUAACUGUACGUAUUUUAAAUGUAUGCUAAAUCUAACACAAAAGAAAUUUUCUUCUUUCUCUCCCUUCGACUGGCAAUUGUGUGUCAAACUUUGCACAUAGCUUUGAAAUACUUUUGUCGCAAAAAAAAAAG